Molecule: messenger RNA, 1375 nt
Organism: Vicia villosa (hairy vetch)
Lineage: Eukaryota; Viridiplantae; Streptophyta; Magnoliopsida; Fabales; Fabaceae
Product: transcription factor bHLH30-like
Exons: 2
Coding region: 360-1097 (245 amino acids)
Biological process (GO): regulation of DNA-templated transcription
Molecular function (GO): DNA-binding transcription factor activity; protein dimerization activity
Source: RefSeq, a predicted model, not a curated record
UGUCUGCAAAAAAUAAAGUAUGCAUAAGUAACUGUCUCUUUUGUCCCUCUUGGUAGACACAUAUAUGUACUACAAGGAUAACAUAUUCCCUAGCUAUAUAGUCUCUCAUAAGCAUUUAACCUCCCUACUUCCCCUACUCUUCCUUCUUCCACCAAGUACGUACAUCUCUUUCUCUUAUUCAUCUCCUUCAUCUUAUUUUAUUCUUUUUUUCAUCACUAACAAUAACCCAUAGUACUAGAAUCAUUCAUCAUUGAUCCCACCGUACUUCAACAACAACACAGACACUAAAAUAUUUGCUAUCAUUAUUUAAAGACAUCCUUCAUUUUUCAAGAAUAUUUCAUGAACCAAGAAGAAUAAAGAUGCGGAGAUUCUACGGGUUUGAGAGCUGGAUAGAUAAAGAUUCAGAUAAAAUCAACGGUGAGAAACCAAAGUCGGAGAGAAAAUCAUCAGAAGCAUGCAAGAGUCAUAGGGAAGCUGAAAGAAGACGCAGACAGCGAAUCAACAACCAUCUCUCUACUCUUCGUUCUCUCCUCCCUAACACAGCAAAGUCAGACAAGGCGUCGUUGCUAGCGGAAGUGGUGCAGCACGUGAAACGGUUACGGAAGGAAGCUGAUGACGUGGCGAACCGUUGGAAUGAUGAACCGUCGUCUUCGUGUAGUGGAGAACCGGGUUCGGUUGUUUCUGUUGAGGAAGCUGAGUUGUGGCCGUUUCCGGGGGAAUCUGACGAGGCGACGGUGGGUUAUUGCGGCGGGGAGGAAGGGGAAGGUAAAAGGAUGAAAGUGACGGUGUGUUGUGAGGACCGGCCUGGACUGAACCGGGAUCUGGCGCAAGCGAUACGGUCGGUUCGGGCGAAACCGGUUAGAGCGGAGAUAAUGACGGUUGGGGGGAGGACGAAGAGUGUGGUGGUGGUUGAGUGGGGGAAUGAUGGAGGAGAGGAGAAGGAGGUGGAAGCGUUGGAGAGGGGGUUGAAGGCGGUGAUGGAGAAUCGGGCUUUUGUGGAUUCGGGAAUGGGCCCGUUGUUGUUGGGCCGUAAACGGGCUCGUGAGAGUAGUAAGGUUGAGUGUUCUUUGUUGUUGAGAAAUGAGAAUUUCUGCUGACAUUUUAUUUAUUUUGUUUUCUGUACAAACAGGAUUAAAGAGUAUCACUUCAUUUUUCAAUUUAAGGUAUUUCAAUCCAACCAUUUGAAAAACAAUUAUCAAAUGUAGUCUCUGAGAAGUUCACAAACAAAACAAGUGACUAACAAUCUUAUAGCAGUUUCCAUAGUUCCACUAGUGUUGGUAUCCGUAUGCUAUUAGCAAUCUAAGAAUAAUGAAUGUAUUUAAAACUGGGACAUUCCUAUAAUGAUUUGUUCAAAUCAAUAAGCAGUAAAAUUCAC